AUGUUAUCAAUUUAGAAAGUAAAUAUUGCCACUCUUUAUAACAGAAAUGAAGAAUACAAAUCAUGCAAUAGAGAAACUGAUAGAGAAGAUGGUUCAAAAAUUUGUAUAUCUUUUUGUAGUAAUGAUAGAAAAGUUUAAAGAUUUAUUACAUUAAAAUAUAAUACCUAUAAAUGAACUAAUUCAUUUAUCUUGGUCAGGAGUGCCUAGUGAACUUAGAAGUGUUGUAUGGAGACUUUUAUUAAAAUAUUAAUCUCCAAAUAGAGAUGCAAAUGUAUUUUGGAUAAUAGACAUUUUAGUUUUCAAUUAUAGAGAGAAAAAGAAGUAUGUACUUUGAGAUGUGUGAUAUUUAUUUUGCUCAAAAUUAACAAUAUGAUGAAAGAGAAAAAAAGAUUUUAAAAUAAAUUUCUGAAGAUGUUAAACGUACAAUACCAGACUCUUAAAUGUUUAGAAAUCCUUAAAUCUAAACUUUGCUUGAAAGAAUACUGUUUAUAUGGAAUAUAAGAAAUCCUGCAUGUGGAUAUGUCUAAGGAAUGAAUGACAUAGUAGCUCCUUUCCUAGUUGUAUUUUUGUCUGAUUAUGUUGAUAUUGAAACUACUAAAUUAAAAUUCACUAAUGAAAAACAAUUANGGAAGGUAAAGUAAAGAUAUUUGAUAUAAAAUUCAAAUUAGUUUAUUUACUAUUGAAAA
Paramecium sonneborni is the source of this 686-nucleotide messenger RNA. Lineage: Eukaryota; Ciliophora; Oligohymenophorea; Peniculida; Parameciidae. The record is from the annotation of a GenBank genome assembly.